Aspergillus tubingensis is the source of this 477-nucleotide messenger RNA. RefSeq names its product cytochrome c oxidase subunit VI. The transcript has 4 exons. Gene Ontology annotation, biological process: mitochondrial electron transport, cytochrome c to oxygen. Gene Ontology annotation, cellular component: mitochondrial inner membrane. The record is from RefSeq and is a predicted model, not a curated record. Lineage: Eukaryota; Fungi; Ascomycota; Eurotiomycetes; Eurotiales; Aspergillaceae. The coding region runs from base 1 to 477 and encodes 158 amino acids.
AUGUCGCCCAUCUCCGUCUUCCGCGUCGCGACCCGUGCCGUCCGCCCUUCCGGCUUCAUCAGAGCUGCUCAAUUGCCCCGUCCCCGGGUGCAGGCCCCCGUUGCUCUGGCUAUCGCCCGUCCCAGCUUCAGCACCUCCGCUAAGCGCUUCGGCGGUCACCACGAGGACGAGACAUACGAGGAGUUCUCUGCCAGAUUCGAGAAGGAAUUCGACGGUGUCCAGGAUGUCUUCGAGCUCCAGCGUAAUCUCAACAACUGCUUCGCCUACGAUCUCGUUCCCUCCGUUGAGGUCCUCACCGCUGCUCUGAAGGCUGCUCGUCGCGUCAACGACUACCCCACCGCUGUCCGGAUCUUCGAGGGUGUCAAGGCCAAGGUUGAGACCCAGGAGCAGUACAAGCAAUACCUCGAGGCCCUUGAGGGUCUCCGCCAGGAGCUGGGUGUUGCUCUCCGUGAGGAGCUCUACCCCGAGGAGGCGUAA